Cadophora gregata is the source of this 533-nucleotide messenger RNA. RefSeq lists its product as uncharacterized. The transcript has a single exon. The record is from RefSeq and is a predicted model, not a curated record. The coding region runs from base 188 to 532 and encodes 114 amino acids. NCBI's taxonomy places the organism in Eukaryota, Fungi, Ascomycota, Leotiomycetes, Helotiales, Ploettnerulaceae.
GACUGAGAUUCAGCAUAUAUAAAAGCUCGUGCUGACUAGAAUGUGCUUCUGCUCUCCAAACAUUACCACCAACAGCUCAAGCAAAUCAUAAUAUUCAAUAAAAAACACCUCAGUAUCCUGAUUAUUAACACAAAAUAUCACCAAAAAAGACAAGCACUCAAUUGACCUUUGAACAUCCAACAGCAGAAUGUUCAACCCAACCACCCUCCUCAUUGUCUCCUUCUGGGGCCUCGUCACUCUCAGCAUUCCAUCUUUCGCUCACCCCUCCCCAGCAAAUUUAACUUCCAUCCUGGAAGCCCGCGAGAAUCGAUGUAUCUGUGAGGAGGAAGGCAGAUUUUGCAUUGGAUUCAAUGAGCGUCUUAGCGGCAUCUGUCCAGCCGACACAAUCAUCACUUGCAAGGCGGAGAAUAUCGGCAAGGAACCAGCCAAAAAGCAGUAUUGCAACAAUGGACGUGGUUGGAGAGCCAAGGAAGAUAGUCACUGCUACUGGAAGCAGCUUACUAAGGAUAGUGGAAAGCUGGCGUGCAAGUGAG